AUGCCAUCGUCGGUUCUCUGUCCGAUGUUAAACUCAUCGAACUACUCUGUUUGGUCGAUGAGAAUGAAGGUGACCUUGAAGGUUCACAAGGUAUGGGAGUCAAUCGAUCCUGGUUCGACCGACGAGGUGAAAAAAAAUAACGCUACCGCGUUAUUGUUCCAAUCCAUACCUGAAAGUCUGACACUACAAGUUGGUGAUCAAGACUCACCGAAGGGAAUAUGGGAUGCAAUAAAAUCACGACAUGUUGGAGCAGAUAGAGUCAGAGAAGCAAGACUUCAAACUCUCAUGGCUGAGUUUGAACGAUUGACGAUGCAAGAUACGGAUACAAUCGAUUCCUUCUCCGAUAAGCUAUCGGAAAUAGUUUCCAAAUCUGCAUCACUAGGUCAAACGAUUGAAGAAUCUAAGGUGGUGAAGAAGUUUCUUCAUAGUUUACCUCAUGAUAGAUUCAUCCACAUCAUCGCUUCACUAGAGCAAGUCCUAGACCUAAACGCGACCACUUAUGAAGACAUAGUAGGUCGUCUCAAGGCAUUCGAGGAGCGAAUACUUGGGAAAGAGACUACUACUACUCAAGCUCAAGGGAGCUUGUUGUUUGUCAAGUCAGAGCCACAAGAAAACAACGGUAGCUCAGGAGGUCAAGAAGGAGGACGAGGUCGAGGAAGAGGCUCUCGUGGUCGAGGUCGUGGGAGAGGUAACGCACAAGAUCGAAAGAAGGACAGACCGGAUGUGAUAUGCUUUCGGUGUGAUAAACCAGGGCACUUUGCCUCUGUUUUUCCCGAAAGAAUAAAGAAGCUUCAAGAGCUCAACAAAGUCGAAACAGAAGAAGAAGAAGGAGAGGCGUUAUACGUGCAUGAGAUGGUGGUUCUCAACGAGGAAAAUCUAAUGCCAAAGAAGUAUGAAACAGAGAAAGGAGAAGAAGGAAUUUGGUACUUAGACAACGGUGCAAGCAAUCACAUGACCGGUGUGAGAUCAUUCUUUUCAGAGUUGAAUGAAAACGUAAAAGGCAAGGUGAAGUUCGGAGAUGGAUCUUGCGUAGACAUCGGUGGGAAAGGAUCAAUUCUUUUCCAAGGAAAAACAGGAGUGGAGAAUCUGUUAACUGAUAUCUACUUUAUUCCCGAGUUGAAGAGCAACAUACUAAGUUUGGGACAAGCAACCGAGUAUGCCUGUGAUGUUAGGAUGAGAGAAGACUACCUAACUCUACAUGAUCCCAGCGGAAUACUCUUGAUAAGUGUAAAGAGAUCUCCAAACAGGCUUUACAAGAUCAAUCUCAAGACUGGAAAGUCAUCUUGUUUGCAAUCAAGAAUAGAGCUUGAAGAAGAAGGAGAAGAACACCAAGAAGCAAAGGACUCCAUUGAGUGGAUAAAGGCUGAUUUGAUCAACAAGAGCAAGACAUGGAUGUUUGUUGAUAAACCAGUUAGAGUCAAGGGCAAUGGUCUUAAAUGGGUUUUUAAGAUCAAGAGAAACACGGAUGGCUCAAUCAACAAGCACAAAGCUAGACUUGUUUUCAAGGUGUUGACACAAGAUUCGAGGUGUUGGGACACAAAGCUUGAGGUGUUGACACAAGCUCCAAGGUGUUGGAACACAAAGCUUGACCAGAUUUUGAAAGGAAUGAAGUUCGUUGAACUGAGAAGCUUCAAAACGAUCAAGACCAUGUAUGUCCACGUGAGGGACAUACUUACAAAGGCCCUAGCAAGAAUCAAGUUUAAGAAGAUGAGAAGUUUGAUUCGAGUUCAAGACUUUUCAAAGAGUGACUUGAAGCUUAAGGGGGUGAAUGUUGGGUAA
Messenger RNA from Microthlaspi erraticum, 1779 nucleotides. NCBI's taxonomy places the organism in Eukaryota, Viridiplantae, Streptophyta, Magnoliopsida, Brassicales, Brassicaceae. The record is from the annotation of a GenBank genome assembly.